This is a messenger RNA of Hyalella azteca, 354 nucleotides long. RefSeq lists its product as uncharacterized. The annotation marks the transcript as partial. Lineage: Eukaryota; Metazoa; Arthropoda; Malacostraca; Amphipoda; Hyalellidae. The record is from RefSeq and is a predicted model, not a curated record. The transcript is spliced from 2 exons.
AUGUGUGGAUUGAUGAACAUUUUAUUAGUUGUUAGUCUGGCCAUCACCAGCUUCAGGCAGAUGGCCAUCACCAGCUUCAGGCAGAUGGCCAUCACCAGCUUCAGGCAGAUGGUCAGCUUUAGGCAGAUGGCCAUCACCAGCUUCAGGCAGAUGGCCAUCCUCAGCUUCAGGCAGAUGGCCAUCAUUAGCUUCAGGCAGAUGGCCAUCCUCAGCUUCAGGCAGAUGACCAUCACCAGCUUCAGGCAGAUGGCCAUCCUCAGCUUCAGACAGAUGGCCAUCACCAGCUUCAGGCAGAUGGCCAUCACCAGCUUCAGACAGAUGGCCAUCUUCAGCUUCAGGCAGAUGGCCAUCCUC